Messenger RNA from Budorcas taxicolor (takin), 3717 nucleotides. It is a transcript of the gene IGSF22, whose product is annotated as immunoglobulin superfamily member 22. NCBI's taxonomy places the organism in Eukaryota, Metazoa, Chordata, Mammalia, Artiodactyla, Bovidae. The record is from RefSeq and is a predicted model, not a curated record. Gene Ontology annotation, molecular function: protein binding.
AUGACAACCAUUCACCACAAGCAGAUACUUCAGGAGCACGUGUCCAUGGAGUUCUCCAGCUCUACCACCCACAUGCAGACCUUCUCCAAGACAACCAAGAUCGUGGGAGAGGAAGUGGUGAGGAGGAAGUUCUCCAGCUCCACAGAGUUCUUCAGCUUGGUGACCCAAAGUUCAAACAUCUCUGCUGGCGAGAAUGUCCCGGAGUUCGUGGAGAAGCCUCAGCCGGUUGCCUCACCCGAGGGGGAUAAAGCCAUGUUCCGAGUCCGGGUGCAGGGGAACCCCAAACCCAAUGUUUUUGGGAGAGAGAAUGGCAUGCCCAUCAAGGACUCUGCCAAGAUCUUCUACAACAUCGUGAACAAGGAGCAUGUGUUGAAGCUGGAGUCACUGACCUUGGACGACUCUGACAACUACAAGUGCAUUGCAAGCAAUGACCACGCAGAUGCCAUCUACACUGUGUCCUUGCUGGUGACUGAGGGUCAAGAAAAAUUGGAUUUCAAAAAGAUGUUGAAGAAGAAUGGACCCCCUGCUCCCAAGAAGAAGCAGAAGAAGGUGACAGGUGAAAAAGAGAUGCUAGACUUUUCCAAGAUGCCCAAGAAGGACUUUGAGAAGGUCUGCAUGGAGUAUGGUUUCACCAACUUCUGGGGGCUGCUCAAGAAGCUCAAAGGGAUGAAGAAAGUGGAGGUAGAGGCCAUAUGAAUUCUGAAAUCCCUGGAAGACAGAACAGCCAAGGUGGACACCACGGUGGUCUCUGACUGCAUCAUGGAGCUAAAGGACCCCAAUGUCAAAAUGCCGUGGGUCAAGGAUAAUGAGCCACUGAGGAUCCGGUACUUCCUGGGGAAAUAUGAUGUGAAGCAGAUGGGCACCGAGUGCGUGCUGCCCAACAUGAGUGAUGCAAGUGCCUACAGCCUGGCUGUGGCCAACAGGCGGAUGGAUGCAGAGCUCAUGGUGCUGGAUAAGUCACUAAAGUUCUUGGGAGAGAUGAAGCCGGUGAAGGUGACAGAGUGCCACACAGCUGUGUUUGAGAUCCGCCUCUCUAGGAAAGUGCCCGACUUUGUGUGGAAGUUCAAUGGAAAGGAGCUGAAGAGGGAUGAAAAGUAUGAAAUCACAGCGUCUGAGGAUGGUCUGACCCACACGUAUAAGAUUCAGGAUGCCAGAUUCAGUGAUAGUGGUGAGUUCUCUGCCAAGCCAGGAGACCUGGUUCAGAAGACCCAGCUCACUACUGACCAUGAGUGCAUCCCUAUAAAAUUUGUAAGCACCCUCAAGGAUGUGCGUGUGAAAGAGAGUAGCUGUGCCUGCCUUGAGUGUGAGCUGACGUCCAAGGAUGUGACCUUGUACCGGAAGAAUGGGCAGCUGCUGGCGAGAAGCUCCAAGUACAGCAUGAACCAUGAGGGCAGGCGAGCAGGGCUGUUCACUGAGGAUGCACAGCUCACUGACAGUGGCAGGUACACCGUGGUGGCUCUGAAGGAUGGGGCUGAAUACUACAGCACUGCUGUGGUCACCAUGGAAGCCCUUUACACCUUCAGGGUCAAGGGUGCAGAGAGGGAAGCCUCGGUGUUUAUCGCAGAUCCGCCAAAAGUCCACCGGUCCGUCCUGGAGGCACUGGCCGCGCACCCGGUCACAGUGAAGGUGGGCCACACCGGGAACAUCAAGGUGCCCUUCCGAGCAAAGCCGCUGCCCAAAGUGACGUGGUACAAGGAAGGCAGGGAGAUGACAGAAGAGGAACGCGUGUCCAUGAAGCGUGGCGACGACCAGGCGCUGCUCACCAUUUCAAAGUGCAUGGGAGAGGACAGCGGCCUGAUCCUGCUCGGGCUCAAGAAUGACCAUGGCUCCGUCACAGCCACUCUGCACCUCAGCGUGCUGGACCAUCCCAAGCCUCCCCAGGGCCAGGUGGAGUUCCUGGAGCUCUUGGGUAAUUGUGUGCACAUGAAGUGGAAGGCCCCUAAGGACAACAGACAGUGGCUUAUAACACAGUUCAUAGAGGAACCGAGGGCAGUCGGCAAGAAGUCCUGGAUUAAGAUCGGGGAGGUGGGCAGCAAAGUCACCAAAUUCUCCACCAACAAGGUGGAAGCAGAGAAAGCCUACCAGUUUCCUAUCCUGGCUGUCAAUUCAGAAGGAGUGAGCUACUCCCCGGAGGCAGAGGAAGUAUUUUCAGGAAAUGCUAUUGGUCAAGCCUCUGGUCUUGCCUCCCAGGCUUAAGUGACUGACGUGACCAAUGAGGCCCUGGCCGUCACAUGGAAUGCCCCUACCCAAGAUGGGGGAGCCCCAGGGCUCCACUACGUUGUGGAGCAAAGGAAGAAAGGCAGUAACCUGUGGGUGCCAGUCAACAAGGACCCCAUCCACGGCACCAAGUACACUGUGGAUGAUGUCCUGGAGGACACAGAAUAUGAACUCCGAGUUGUAGCUGCGAAUAAGUCAGGCCCUGGACAUCGUAUGUCAUCCAACUCAGUGGUAGCCAAGCACCCAGUGAGUGACACCCCAGGCCUGGUGCAAGGCCUGCACAUGUCUGAUUCCUCCAACACCAGCAUCUCCCUGGCCUGGCGAGAGCCUGCAGGGGGAGACCCACCCUCUGGCUACCUCCUUGAGAUGCAGGCUGAAGACACCAUGGAGCGGUCCAGGUGCACAGAGAUCCCCAUCUCAGGCACCUGCUACACAGUGGGAGGCCUCACUGAGAGGCAGCAGUACUUCUUCCGAAUCCUGGUGGUGAACGAGGCUGCGGUUGGAGAGGCAGUGGAGCUGGAUGAGGGGGUCUGUGCCUUGCCAACACCAGAGGAGAGACGCAGAGAGGGCUGGGCUGCUCCCAAGUUUGACCUCAGUGCCCGGUUGAAGAGUCAUACGGUGGUUUGCGCUGGGACAGCCCUCUGCAUCCACGCCGCCUUCCCUGGCUCCCCACCACCCAUCGUGAUCUCGAAAGAUGGCGUCCCUACCAAGGGCCGGGAAAUUAUCACCAAGAGCAAAAACCACUCCCAGUUCCUCAUCAAGAGCACCAAGUGCUCUGACUCAGGGGUGUACCACACUGAGCUCCAGAACAUGUCUGGAGAGGUAUACCACGACUUCCACGUGUGUGUGGCAGAUUUUCCGCGGCCACCCACAAAGCCACAGGAGGAGGUCACCAACACGGUGACUCUGACCUGGAACCACAGCCCCGACCUUCAGGAGGGCGGCGAGGUCCACUACGCCAUCAUGGAGCGGGAUGCCAGCACCGCCACCUGGCUCAAGGCGGUCGACCGCGUCUUCAGCAACAAGUACACGGUGACCGACUCGCUCCUCGGCAGGAAGUACUACUUCUGAGUGCUGGCCCAGAACGCAGCGGUGACUCCAACGAUACCUGCCUGGCUUGUCAGCAAGGACAGAAUCGAGGACCUGAGCACCAAGCUGAAGCCGUACCAGCAGAAGGACUGGCGCCACGUGCUGCGCGGCCAGGACUGCACCGUGACCCGCGCCUUCCUGGGGAACCCGCGGCCCACCAUCACCCUCUACAAGGGCCACGUCAACAUCACAGCCAACUCACGGUUCUGGUACAUCUCCACUAGCAGCGUGUGCACCAUCGUCAUCCCCACCUGCACGCUCAAGGACAGCGGCGAGUACUGCGUGCUGGUGGAGAAUAAGCUGGGCAAGGACUGCAGCAGCUGCAAGCUUACGGUCUACGACAAAGACGACAAGUCAGUUCUAGCAUCUGUCACUGAGAGUCUGCAGAAGAAAUCAAAGUACCUCAUGUGA